GGUUCCUCAGGGUUGUAACAUUAGAUGAUACACACUGAGGUCACUAUGCUGUAAACCAAUGCCUGUGUCUAGCAGGGCUGGGUUAUUUAGAAGGUGUGUUGCUGACUGAAUUGCUGGAAGAAUAUUCACAGGUGUGGGAAGAAAGGACUUGCCACCAGCCUUGGCUUCUAGAGAUCUCUCUCUGGGCUCGGAAGGAUUUUAUGUUAAUCAGAAAUACCUCUAGAAGAUUCAAGAAGCUGUAAGGGUGACGCAAAUCUGUGAAGGGCCAGGAUGGGAAUCCUAUACUCCGAGCCCAUCUGCCAGGCGGCCUACCAGAAUGACUUCGGUCAAGUGUGGCGCUGGGUGAGAGAGGACAGCAGCUGCAUCAAUGUGCAGGAUGGCUUCAAUGGAGACACUCCCCUGAUCUGUGCUUGCCGGCGGGGGCACCUGAGAAUCAUUUCCUUCCUUUUAAAAAGAAAUGCUGAUGUGAACCUCAAAAACCAGAAACAGAGAAACUGCUUGCAUUAUGCUGUGAAGAAAAAAUUUACCUUCUUUGAUUACCUCCUCAUUAUCCUCUUAAUGCCUGUUCUCCUUAUUGGGUAUUUCCUCAUGGUGUCAAAGACCAAGCAGAACGAGGCUCUUGUUCGAAUGCUACUUGAUGCUGGCAUCGAAGUGAAUGCUACUGACUGUUAUGGCUGCACGGCACUACAUUACGCCUGUGAAAUGAAAAACCAGAAUCUCAUCCCUCUGCUCCUUGAAGCUCAUGCAGACCCCAUGAUAAAGAAUAAGCGUGGCGAGACUUCGCUGGAUAUUGCACGGAGACUAAAGUUUUCCCAGAUUGAGUUAAUGCUAAGGAAAGCUUCGUAAUCCUACUGGCCUCACAUGGAGAAGUAGAAAAAUUUAAAACACCGUAUUCGAUCUCCAUUUUGGACAAUUGGUUGGUGGACCGCUCAGCCUGGAUGCCACAGUUUUAUGGUUACCAUGGGUAACCACAAUGGUGGUUGCCAUGGUAACAUUUUGGGGAAAGCUUUGUAUUUAUAAUUUGUGGGAUUUUUUGCCCAGUGGAGUUCACCAUGGUCAUAAUCCUUCUUAGGAGAAACACUCAAGUGGUUGGAGUUUCCGCUUUGGUCAAAAAAAGGUGACAUUUCAACCUCAGUUUGUCCUGAAGAAGAGGAUCGCGGUUGGCUGGUUCCGUUUUCUCUUCUCAGGUGUGCCGCUCUGACCAAGAAGUGAUCCUGUCUAUAUCACACCCAGAAAACAACUGUUUCUCUCCGUCCUUCUGAGUAGUAAGAGAGCGAUUCAAAGUAUAUAUAUUUGUAUAGAAUGAUGUGUUGGGGGUGGGGGGAGAGCUUCAUAUGUAAAUAUUCAUUUGGUGAAACAAUUUCAAUAAAGCCAUCUAUCAGUCAUCAGGGGUGGGGGUAUUUAUGCCACAGUGACUGGGAAAUCCUACAAGUCAAGGCUUUUUCUUUUUCUUUCCAAGAGCCAAGUUAACUAGAAUACCUCUGGACAUUUUGCUGUCAGCUUAUAAGUAAAAGCCGUCCUGAUUGUGAACAAAAUUAUGUAACUAUCAAGAUGUUUGUUCAAAAAUAUCUUUAUGAUUCUCUCGUGAAUGGUCAGGCAGCUACUAAGGUUGUUCAUUCUGUUUAUUUUCAUUGAUAAAAUUGAAAAUAUUAUUGUUAACUGUUGGACCAAGGAUUUCUUUACAGGAAAUGGAACAGUAGAUGAGGUGGUAUCUGGAUUAUACUUCCAGAGGGGGAGAGAGUGCAUAUCUAAAUAUAUUUCUCAAGUCCUUUGUCAAUGACACAGAGUAGAAAUAAAUGCAUUUGAAAAAUGAUCGAAUUAGCAAAACAAGACUGAAUCAUUAAUAUAUUUAGACAUGGACUAAAGUGUAGACAUAUUACACACUGUAUGAAGUAACAAAUGAACAGUCUAAGAGGAAAAGAUUUACCAUCCUUGAACAGAACAAAGGGUUAAUGAAAAUCAAAUCCAGAAUAUUUAUUGAACUAUGUACAGAGCUUUAAGGUAUAUAUGUCUUGUGAGGGAAAUAGGAGUGUGUAGAUACAGUUCAGAAGCCCUUAAGUGUCUCUUAAAUUAUUUAAGAUACAUUGCACUGAAUGGAGUUAGCAGCUGACUCUGGGGAACUGAAUAAACAAAUGAACUUGACACACCAGUAAACCUUCAACACGCACCUGUGUACCUUCAAUUUGGUUUGCAAAAUUCCGUUAUUACUCAUGUAAUCUGUAAAUGCCAUCUUUGAAAUGAUGUGAAAAUUGAUCACUUUCUAAAGAAAUAAAUCCAGAUUUGUGAA
Hyaena hyaena (striped hyena) is the source of this 2287-nucleotide messenger RNA. It is a transcript of the gene ANKRD22, whose product is annotated as ankyrin repeat domain 22. Gene Ontology annotation, molecular function: protein binding. The transcript is spliced from 6 exons. Lineage: Eukaryota; Metazoa; Chordata; Mammalia; Carnivora; Hyaenidae. Bases 271 to 846 code for a protein of 191 amino acids. The record is from RefSeq and is a predicted model, not a curated record.